This is a messenger RNA of Debaryomyces tyrocola, 1497 nucleotides long. The record is from the annotation of a GenBank genome assembly. Lineage: Eukaryota; Fungi; Ascomycota; Pichiomycetes; Serinales; Debaryomycetaceae.
AUGUCCGAUGAAUCAUUAGACUUCCAGAAAUCUUCGGGAACUUCUGGAACUGAUGUCGGUAGUUCACCUUUUACAUUUACUGCAUCUACAAAUCAAGUAUCACAUUUAGCAGAUGUAUUCUCAUCGGUAACAUCAAUUAAUUCCCAGGCGUUGAUGAUAAUAACAACAAAUGGUAUAAUAAUAUACUCCGAAUACAACCAUAUAUGUAAUGUACAGUUAUCUAUUGAUCCAUCCUUAUUUGGAACUUAUAACUUUUAUUCUGAAAAUAAUACUAGUUCCCUGCAAAAUAAUGAAGAAUUAAGACUUGGUGUCGAUAUAGGCCUAAUAAGUGAUGCAUUUAUUGCAGCAGCGUCGUCUAAUGUGUCAAAAAGCAAAAUAAAAGCAAAUAAUGGUAAUAAAGUAACAACUAAUGGUUCUGUUGACAAUCAAGUGUGUUAUAUAACAUACAACGGUGAAGGAUACCCUUUGGUUGUAGAAUUCGAAGAUAGCUUAAUGAGUGAAAAAAUAGAGUUCUUGACGUUUUACCUUGAUAUAACGUAUCCGUAUGAUAUACCCAACAGUCAAGAAGAAGAGGAAGACGAACAGUAUAACCUAGUCAUUAAUCACAGCGAAAUUCAAUUUGAAGUAAUAUUGAAAAGUGACGUAUUUACUAAUCUACUUAAAGAUUUGCAGCAAAUAAAUACUAUUGACUUGUUCAUGUUUAUUUCGAAUGAAAUGAGGCACUUAGGGUCAAAUAGACAAAAAUCAAAGAAAGGCCGAAAAUCUGGUCCAUUAUAUUUGGAUAAGCAAUUUAAUUUCAUAUCUAAAGGGCCAAUUGGUCUUCUGAAAUUAAUAUUUCCAAAUGAGAAAACUAUACUAGAGAAAUUGAAUAUAUACGGUAAGGAUCAUGAUGACUCCGAAAUGAAACCUAUAAAUACUUCUUUGAUUUCCUGUUAUAAUUUCGGUAAUUUCAGUAAGAUUUUCAAAGCAGUGAAGCUUUCCAUCAAAUGUAAAAUAAUGAAAGAUUUAUCUGGCAUAUUAUCUAUCCAAUUACUUUGUAAAAAUCCACAACUAACAAACUACUCAGGUACUUUAAUAACAUUCAAUAUGCUAGAAGCUACGACAUUGGUCGAUAAGUUUGAUAACAACGAAGAACCAGAAGAAUUCGAAAGAUUUCACCUCAACAACAUUUUUGACGACGAGUCAUACGAAUAUAUUAAAGAUUACAAUGAUAAAAACCAUAAAAGGGUUCCUAUUCCUAAUAUAGAAUCUACAAAUAUUCGAGAAUAUGAAGAACUAGGCAACGACAAAGAUGAACCGCCUAUAUUAUCAUAUGCUUCCUUCCGUAAUAAUUCGAAGCUGGCUACAAGCAAUAAUGUACAAAUUAAUGAAACGAUUUAUGAGGAAGAUAAAAAUGGAAAUAAUAAGAAGCGCAAAAAGGAAAUGGAACCUGCUGAUGAUAAUGAUAAGAAUAUCAAAACUGUUGGUGGCGCUAUUGAGAUUCCACUCUUUUUGUGA